UGACUUCCAGCUGCUACUGGUCAAGACAAAAUGGUAGACUUGGUUUCUCUCAGAAUAUCGGAGAGAAAAUCGCCGUGAAGUUGUAAAAGCCAUCGAAAAUGUGUUAAUGUGAAAUCAAGAAUUAUGGCUGAAGGGUAUAAGCUUGCACCUAAAGCUUCAAAGUCGGAGGACAACCCUGACAACUAUGGAUCACUGCAGGAUGACACCACAGAUGGUCAUGAUGCUGAAAGGAUCAUUAUUAUAAACAAGCCACAAAUAAGACAAUAUUGUAAUAAUAAAAUCAGCACUGCCAAGUACAAUUUAAUCACAUUCCUGCCAAAGUUUUUACUAGAGCAAUUUAGUAGAUAUUCCAAUAUUUUCUUCUUAUUUAUAGCAUUACUUCAGCAAAUUGAUGGAGUAUCACCAACAGGUCGAUACACUACUGCUCUUCCUCUCUUAGCUGUUUUAUCUUGUUCUGCAAUUAAAGAAAUUAUUGAAGAUUAUAAACGACAUAAAGCUGAUGACUUGGUCAAUAAAAGAAAAGUAAAGGUGGUGCGAGAUGGCACAUUACAGUCACUACAGUGGGUUGAGGUUCAAGUUGGCGACAUAGUUAAAGUUGUAAAUGGACAUUUUUUCCCAGCUGAUUUGAUUCUGUUGUCCUCAAGUGAACCGAUGGGUAUGUGUUAUGUAGAGACUAGCAACCUUGAUGGUGAGACAAACCUCAAAAUACGACAGGCUCUACCAUUAACAGCUAAGAUGACAUCUCUAAUAGAUGUGCGGUGCAUGCAAGGCAGAGUAGAGUGUGAAGGUCCCAACAAUCGCCUCUACGACUUUGUGGGAAACAUUGCACUGACUGGAAAAAAGGCUGUGCCUUUAGGACCAGAUCAAGUAUUGCUAAGAGGUGCACAACUUAGAAACACUCAGUGGAUCUUUGGCCUAGCUGUCUACACAGGUCAUGAUUCCAAGCUUAUGCAGAAUUCAACUGCUGCUCCUAUUAAACGCUCCAAUGUAGACCAUACCACAAACAUUCAGAUCUUGUUUCUGUUUGGAUUACUCAUGGUCUUGGCAUUGUUUAGCACAAUUGGAUUCUAUGUCUGGACAGGUGACCAUGGUGAUACACACUGGUAUCUAGGAUAUAAAGAAUUGCCACCGCAGAACUAUGGUUUAACCUUCCUGACAUUCAUCAUUCUGUACAAUAACUUGAUUCCAAUUAGUCUUACAGUAACGCUUGAGGUUGUUAAGUUUAUGCAAGCCAUCUUCAUCAACAUGGACUUGGACAUGUAUCAUGUUGACUCAGAUACACCAGCAAUGGCCAGGACAUCCAACUUAAAUGAAGAACUUGGUCAGGUAAAGUAUAUUUUCUCAGACAAAACUGGGACUUUGACCAGAAAUGUUAUGGAGUUCAAGAAAUCAACGAUUGGAGGGAUAUCGUACAGUGCUGAGGAUCCUGCAUUGUUAGAUAACUUAAGAGAGCACCAUCCCACAGCAUCAGUAAUCAGAGAGUUCCUUACACUGUUGGCAGUAUGUCAUACUGUGGUCCCUGAAAGAGACCUAAACAACCCUGACAAAAUUAUCUACCAAGCUGCUUCUCCAGAUGAAGGUGCGCUGGUGAAAGGUGCAAAAAAACUUGGUUUCUCCUUUAAUGUUCGGACACCCACAUCUGUCAUCAUAAAUGCUAUGGGUAAGGAAGAAGUCUAUGAGAUCUUGAAUGUCUUGGAAUUCAAUAGUACUCGUAAAAGAAUGUCUGUUGUGGUCAGAACACCUGAAGGCAAAAUAAAACUGUACUGCAAGGGAGCAGAUACGGUGAUAUUUGAAAGACUGAGAGAAAACCAACUGUACCAUGAUAAAUCUGUAGAACACCUAGAGGAGUAUGCAAAAGAAGGUCUUCGUACACUUUGCAUUGCUAUGACUGAACUGGAACACGAUGAAUACACUGAAUGGAAUAAGAUUUACUAUGAAGCUAGCACAGCUCUAGACAAUAGAUCAGAGAAAGUGGAUGAAGCAGCUGAACUCAUAGAAAGGAACUUGUUUCUUCUUGGAGCAACAGCUAUUGAAGAUAAGCUUCAAGCGGGUGUCCCAGAAAGCAUUGCGGCUUUGGCUGAUGCUGAUAUAAAAAUCUGGGUGCUUACAGGCGAUAAGCAAGAAACUGCCAUUAAUAUUGGAUAUGCAUGUCGUCUGCUCACAGAUAAGAUGAAACUUCUUAUAUGUACUGAUGAAACCCUUGAUGGCACACGUGAAUGGCUAAAUGAGCAUCUUCGACAGAUGGGUCGAUAUGGCACUAAUGCAAGACCGCCAAAGAAUGAAGAGGAUUAUGCUCUGAUCAUCACAGGAAAGAACUUGCUGUAUGCUUUGACGGAUGAGCUCAAAUUGAGUUUUCUUGAUCUAGCCUUAGCUUGCAAAGCUGUCAUUUGUUGCAGAGUGUCUCCAUUACAAAAAUCUCAAGUUGUCAAACUAGUCAGGAAUCAUGUCAAGGAAUCAAUUACUCUUGCCAUUGGUGAUGGGGCUAAUGAUGUUGGUAUGAUACAGGCUGCCCAUGUAGGAGUAGGUAUCAGUGGGGCAGAAGGACUACAGGCUGCUAGUGCAUCUGACUAUGCUAUUGCACAGUUUCGUUACCUUAAUAAGUUGUUGUUUGUACAUGGUGCAUGGAGUUAUCAACGCCUAGCAAAACUAAUCCUCUACUCCUUUUACAAAAAUGUUUGUUUGUAUGUCAUUGAGCUUUGGUUUGCUUUAGAGAAUGGUUUUUCUGGUCAAAUUCUAUUUGACAAAUGGUGCAUUGGUAUCUACAAUGUUAUCUUCACAUCUGUGCCACCAUUAGCCAUCGGUCUGUUUGACCGCACUGUGUCAUCGGACAGUAUGCUACAGUACCCUAAACUAUACAAGACUUCACAGAAUGCUGAGAUUUACAACACACGGGUUUUCUGGAUGUGGAUCUUUACGUCGGUUUAUCAUUCCCUUCUUUUAUUCUACCUGCCUGCCCUCAUGUUGAAACAUGAGGUUCCAUACAAAUCUGGUUUGGUGACAGGCGAAUGGCAUCUUGGUAACGUAGUGUAUACGCUUGUUGUGAUUACUGUUUGCCUCAAGGCCGGUAUGGAGCUAGAUGCAUGGAAUUGGGUGUGUUAUGUAUCAAUCUUUGGAUCUAUCGCAAGUUGGUUUAUUUUCCUGUUAAUCUACUGUUUACCUGGCAUGGCUCUGUACAUCGCACCUGACAUGAUGGGACAGGAUCAAAUGCUAUACUCGUCGCCAGUAUUCUGGAUGUCGCUGUUUAUAGUUCCUGUGAUCACUCUACUAGCUGAUUACCUCUAUAAGAUUCUACGAAGAACUUUCAACAAGAGUUUAACCGAGCAAAUACAAGAGAUUGAAGUCAAGCAUGGAGAUCCAAGUUCACUUAUCAAGACACACCACGCCCGACAUGCGAAAAUCUGGAGUCGUGAUGAAAUGUUCGAGGAGAUGAAAGAUGCUGGUGCAUCGUCUCUUGGUUUUGCUUUCUCUCAAGAAGAGUCUGGUCGUGUUGGACAAGCUGAGCUUAUUCGAAGAUACGACACAACGCUAAAAAAGCCUCGUGGAGACUGACUACAAAUAUCCCUAGGGUAUAAAUCAAUGAGGGUAGCUUAUGUAUAGACUGGGUAAAUCAAUGUUUAAUAAUAGGGGUGGGUUGGGCUGUGGACAUGCCCCAAAAAUCGUGUCACAUUAGGACUUAACGUUGCGUCUUUGAAAAUUCUGCUAUUCAUCUCACCUGUGAAAGUGUACUGAUAUUUAUUAUGGGUUUUGUGCAUUUUAAGUGUGGUUCUUAUAUGGGGUUAACAGGAAAGUUAAAUAUAAAGACAUUCUAUUUUUCUUUCUUGGACGACUUUCACAACCCGUGAAACAUCAACUUACAAAAGAGCUGAGUUAAAACAGUAAAAGUGAUAAAAAAACUUCAAGGUAUUAACUAUUCUAGAACGUAUUUUUAUACGGCUUUUCAGUUGUGUUUCUUUGCCCUUUUGUGUUUAUUGGUAACGUAGCUCCGUAACGUAGAUCAGUAACGUAGAUCGGUAACUUAGAUGUGUACAAGUAUACUAUCGACUCGAAAAAGCAACCAAGUUAUUUUAUUGAGUUUAUUUAUGUUCAUUCCAGAAUAUUUCGAAAUUCAGCUGAUAAGGAAGUGAGAGUUUAUUUUUGAGGUUCACG
Exaiptasia diaphana is the source of this 4146-nucleotide messenger RNA. RefSeq names its product phospholipid-transporting ATPase IA. The coding region runs from base 124 to 3549 and encodes 1141 amino acids. Gene Ontology annotation, molecular function: ATP binding; ATPase-coupled intramembrane lipid carrier activity; magnesium ion binding. The transcript has 45 exons. The record is from RefSeq and is a predicted model, not a curated record. Gene Ontology annotation, cellular component: plasma membrane. Gene Ontology annotation, biological process: phospholipid translocation. NCBI's taxonomy places the organism in Eukaryota, Metazoa, Cnidaria, Anthozoa, Actiniaria, Aiptasiidae.